AGCAUCUUGGCAGGACCCUGCGGAAAGCGAGAGCGAGGAGGAAGGGGGAGGGAGAGGAAAAAAAAAAAAAAAAGGGACCCCCCCUCACCCCCCCCCUCGGUGCGAGGGGCAGAGACAGAGAGGGGAACGCAGCAGAGAGCGGGGGCAGAGCGAGCGGGAAGUGGUGCCCAGCGCGGGGCGCGGAGCGGUGCCGCUGCCCGGCUGGCGAGGGCGGCCAGCCCCGGCCCCAGCCCGGCCCCAGCCCAGCGCGGCGGCUCCCCCGGGCCCGCGGGUGUAUGUGUGCGCGGGGCCAUGUCGUAUCCUCAGGGCUACUUGUACCAGCCGUCUGCCUCCUUGGCUCUCUACUCGUGCCCGGCGUACAGCACCAGCGUGAUUUCCGGACCCAGAACCGAUGAACUUGGGAGAUCUUCUUCGGGCUCCGCUUUUUCCCCUUAUGCCGGAUCUACCGCCUUCACCGCCCCGUCCCCGGGUUACAACUCGCACCUCCAGUACGGCACGGACCCGGCCGCCGCCGCCGCCGCCGCUUUCACCUCCUACGUGGGCUCUCCCUACGAGCACCCUCCGGCCAUGGCGGGCUCCCUGGGCUACCACCCGUACGCGGCGCCGCUCGGCUCCUACCCCUACGGGGAUCCGGCGUACCGCAAGAACGCGACGCGGGACGCCACGGCCACGCUCAAGGCCUGGCUCAACGAGCACCGCAAGAACCCGUACCCCACCAAGGGCGAGAAGAUCAUGCUGGCCAUCAUCACCAAGAUGACCCUCACCCAGGUCUCCACCUGGUUCGCAAACGCGCGACGGCGGCUUAAGAAAGAGAACAAGAUGACCUGGACCCCGCGGAACCGCAGCGAGGACGAGGAGGAGGAGGAGAACAUCGACCUGGAAAAGAACGACGAGGACGAGCCGCAGAAGCCGGAGGAGAAGGGGGACCCCGUCUCCCCGGACGCAGGAACGGCGGAGCCCAGGGCCGCGCCGGGCUGCGAGCGCUUGCAGGAGCCCCCCAGCCCGCGGGAGGCCGAGGCCGGCCUCAGCGACUCGGAUUGCAAGGAGCCGCCGGAGGAGCGGCUCGACGGGCCGCCCGCGCUGCCCAAAGCGCCCGGCGCUUCCCCGCUGGGGCCGUGCCCGGGGGGCCGCGGUCCGGGCCCCGAGGAGCCCCCGCCGUUCCGGCCGCCCUCCGCCGCCGCGGGGCCGCAGCACGUCGCCGAGCCGCACCCGCUGCCUCCCGCCGCCGCCUCCGUCAUCCACUCGCCGCAGCAGGCGGCCCUCGCCAAGCCCAAGCUCUGGUCGCUGGCCGAGAUCGCCACCUCGGCGGACAGGGCGAGGGAGGCGGGCGGCGAAACGGCGGCCCCCGGCCCCGCCGUGCUGGGAGGCGGCGGCCCCCCGCGCCCCUCUCCGCCGCGGCCCCGCUCGCCGUCCGCGCAGUGCCCCUUCCCCAACGGGGCGGUCCUGCCGCGGCCGCUCUACUACACGGCGCCCUUCUACCCCGGCUACACGAACUACGGCUCCUUCGGGGCCCUGCACGGGCACCCCGCCGGCGGGCCCGCCGCGCCCGGCGCCGCCUUCAAUGGAUUAAACCAGACUGUGCUGAGCCGGGCCGAGGGGCUGGGGAAGGAGCCCAAGGCGGCCAGGAGCCAGCCCCAGGCAGAGCUCGGCAAGGACUCGCCGUACGAACUGAAGAAAGAAAAAGAGCGUUAAUCUGCCCCAUCUCGGGGCCCGAGGAUCGGAGCGGAGGAGACAUUCACUGCAAGCACGUAGGGGAAUAAGGGUCUCGCUUUAUUGAAUCAUCAAAUCCCAGGAACGAAGCUCUUAAUUAAUUAUGGGUGCUAAAAAUUCAGGCCAGCUGCUACUUUUUACUCGGCUCUGACAGAGAAAGACAAAGUCUGCGGCGAGCUCCUCCGAGGCGCUCCGCAUAAAUCAGCGCUCCCGGCCCGCGGGGACAGAUGGCGCCUCGGCCCCGCGCCGCCCGCAUUCCUCCACCGCACCGCGGCGGUGCGGGAGCGCCGGCCCGGCCCUGUCCGACGGCGCGGCCGCGGGAGCGGCUCCUGUUCGCCGCCGGAAGGAGCGGCAGAACCCCGCGGUGCCCGCGGCCGGCGCUGCCCGGAGCCCUAUGAACCGGCGGGUUCGCGCCCCAGACCGACGGGCUCCGCGCCGCGUUUCCGGGCGGCCGUCGGCGGUGCGGGCCCGCAGCUCACAGCCCGGCGCUGCGCUUCCCCGGCGAGGCGCCGCGUCCUGCCCUGCGGGGGUCCGGCCCCGCACCUCUCCUUGCCGCCGCCAUCGCCAUUUGCUUAAAGCAAACCGCGGCCCUCUCCUCGCUCACGCCUGAUGGAUGCAAAUGUAAAUGUGCACUUAUUUAAUUGGAUCGGGUCCCAAGAUAAAAGAGAUAAACGGCUCCCGGUUUGCCAAGUUAUUUUCAGAGGCACGCGGUGCCGUGCGGAGGGAAAGUUAAUGAAGAGGAGCGGCCGCCCCGCGUCGAAACGGCUCUCUCCGGCCGCGGGGGGGCCCUCGGGCCCGGUCUCACCCCACGGAGCCCCGCUCCCCUCGCCCCGUCCGGCCCCGCGUGCGGGUGCACCGCAGACGGUACUGAUACCAACAUCGGGUUUGUCGCUAAAGGCCUUCCAAAACAAAUUCUCCGGCUGAAUGCCAACGCGUGCGUGUCGGCCGGUGACAGCUGAUUAGUGAAAUGAUUUACGGCCAAGUUAAAAAAAAAUUGAUACUGUCAAAGGCUGCAAUUUGAAAAAAUAAAAAAGAGAGAGAAGGCAGCUCAGCCUUCAGGGCUUCCACCGCAGCGCCAGCCCACCCCACACCACGAGCACCUGCAGCCCUCCGGGCCGCGGUGGGCCGCACUGCUCAGAGCACAGCCCAGCCCUGUCCCCUCACUGCCUGCCCACAGCAUCACCUGCAGCCCCGUGCUGCGGCCUUAGGCUGCCUUUUUGUUUCGAGACUUUUUUCUGCUCAUUAAUUGAUUAAAUAAAAAACCCUUCCCUCA
Gallus gallus (chicken) is the source of this 2983-nucleotide messenger RNA. RefSeq names its product iroquois homeobox 5 (gene IRX5). The record is from RefSeq and is a predicted model, not a curated record. The transcript has 4 exons. The coding region runs from base 292 to 1692 and encodes 466 amino acids. NCBI's taxonomy places the organism in Eukaryota, Metazoa, Chordata, Aves, Galliformes, Phasianidae. Gene Ontology annotation, molecular function: RNA polymerase II cis-regulatory region sequence-specific DNA binding; DNA-binding transcription factor activity, RNA polymerase II-specific. Gene Ontology annotation, biological process: cell development; neuron differentiation; regulation of transcription by RNA polymerase II. Gene Ontology annotation, cellular component: nucleus.